Fulvia fulva is the source of this 804-nucleotide messenger RNA. Its product is annotated as 4-cresol dehydrogenase [hydroxylating] flavoprotein. The coding region runs from base 1 to 804 and encodes 267 amino acids. Gene Ontology annotation, cellular component: mitochondrion. Lineage: Eukaryota; Fungi; Ascomycota; Dothideomycetes; Mycosphaerellales; Mycosphaerellaceae. The transcript has 3 exons. The record is from RefSeq and is a predicted model, not a curated record. Gene Ontology annotation, biological process: lactate catabolic process. Gene Ontology annotation, molecular function: D-lactate dehydrogenase (cytochrome) activity; flavin adenine dinucleotide binding; D-lactate dehydrogenase (NAD+) activity.
AUGGCCAUUCCAGGACAGCUCGCACGGUCUCGUCUGCCGGUAGAAGCAACAACAACGCCGCCCAUUCGUUACCACGACGCAGAAUACCAGAAAGCUCAUGAUGAUCUGUUUACUGCAGGUACCAAGCAGCCAAUCAAGCAGGUACUGCCAACGGGCGUCAGCCAGUCCGACUUUGACGCCGUGAUCGCAACGCUAGUUCAAUCCAUUGGGAAAGAUGGCGUUUUCACCGGCGAAGGGCUGCGAGACGUUCCAGUCUGGACCUUCAGUCGUGGCAAGAAUCUCGGGUACGGCGGCUCGUCUCCAGUGGUCUCUGGCUCUCUUGCAUUGGAUCUCCACCGCAUGGACAGGGUACUCGAGGUGAACGAGAAGUUUGCAUAUGCCGUCGUAGAGCCAGGCAUGACAUUCACCGGCUUGUACGACUACAUCACGGCUAAGAAGCUGAAAGUCUGGCCCUCAGUGGCCAGUGUCGGCUGGGGAAGCGUCAUGGGUAACACUCUCGAUCUCGCCAGUAUACUUUCGGACCCUCCUGGGCUCCUCCUGCAGUCAAACCUGGGCAUAGUCACCAAAAUGGGCAUUGGUCUUAUUCCUGCGCCACAUGCCAUGAUGAGCUGUCUCUUCAGCGUGCCCAACCAGGACGAUAUCGGAGCUGUAGUGGAUGUUCUUGGAGAUUUGCGUCGCCGUGGAAUCUUGUCUACAGGAGCAUACUGCUUCGAUAUUGUGGACUGGGCGGCUAUGUUCGGCGCAAAGCAUGAGUGGUGGGACAAGCCUGGACCUAUACUAGCUUGGCGCUUGAAGGAUAUCUAA